Messenger RNA from Sus scrofa (pig), 750 nucleotides. Its product is annotated as olfactory receptor 2T2-like. The record is from RefSeq and is a predicted model, not a curated record. Gene Ontology annotation, biological process: G protein-coupled receptor signaling pathway. NCBI's taxonomy places the organism in Eukaryota, Metazoa, Chordata, Mammalia, Artiodactyla, Suidae. Gene Ontology annotation, molecular function: G protein-coupled receptor activity; olfactory receptor activity. Gene Ontology annotation, cellular component: membrane.
AUGAUUCUGCUCAUACACACAGAUUCCCGUCUUCACACACCCAUGUACUUCUUGCUUAGCCAACUCUCCAUCAUGGACACUGUCUACAUUUGCAUCACUGUCCCCAAGAUGCUGCAAGACCUCUUCUCCAAGGAAAAGACCAUCUCCUUCCUGGGCUGUGCAGUUCAGAUCUUUCUCUAUCUGACCCUGAUUGGAGGGGAGUUCUUCCUGCUGGGCCUCAUGGCCUAUGACCGGUACGUGGCUGUGUGCAACCCUCUUCGAUACCCUCUCCUUAUGAACCAUAGGAUUUGCUUGCUAAUGGUGGUGGGCUCCUGGAUUGGUGGUUCCUUGGAUGGAUUCAUGCUAACUCCCUUUACUAUGAGUUUCCCCUACUGUGGGUCCCGAAAGAUCAACCACUUUUUCUGUGAGAUACCAGCGGUACUGAAGCUAUCAUGUGUUGACACAUCACUCUACGAGACCCUCAUGUAUGCCUGCUGUGUGCUGAUGCUGCUUAUCCCUAUAUCUGUCAUCUCUGUCUCCUACACUCGCAUCCUGCUCACCGUUCAUCAGAUGAACUCUGCUGAGGGCCGGAGAAAAGCCUUUGCAACCUGUUCCUCCCAUGUUAUGGUGGUGAUCAUUUUCUAUGGGGCAGCCUUCUAUACCAAUGUGCUGCCCCAUUCAUACCACACACCAGAGAAAGACAAAAUUGUAUCUGCCUUCUACCAUCCUCACACCAAUGCUCAACCCACUCAUCUACAGCUUGAGAAAUAA